AGCUGAUUCCUUACCCCUCCACCAACCAAAUUUUAACCAAUGCCUAACAGCAACCUUACAAGCUAUGACGAUUUGCUAGACAGUAGGCAAAAACCCAAUGGCAUCAGAUAAAUGGGCAAAAUUCCUACCCUGCCCCAAGGCAGGCAACCCGUGACAGGCAUAGCAAGGUCAGACGCAAAACCCCGAAAAGAGGGAGGGCAGGUGAGACAUCCCUUGCAGACAGCAAAAGUAAAAGACAGACUCGCGAUGUGUGCCUGGAGUUUUAAAGGCUAUGGCUGUCAAUCAACAACUCGCAACAUCAGUAUUAGCCCUGCAACAGGAAGGGUCCAAUCACAACAGUGGCCAUCCAAACUAACCCGCCCAGCAACAGGGCUUGUCUUGUUAGCCCCUCCGCAACACGUGCUCUCCAUGAUGGAGAACCCGCUUUCCCCCUCUGUACCCUUAAGCCACUUGCCUCCCGCCCCGCCUUCCGUUCACUUCGGGCUUGUUUUGUUUUCUCGACAAAACUUCCUCCUUCCCCGUCCCUGGCUCACUAUUGUUCUCCUUCCUGCUUAUCUCUCUUGCCCGUUAAUUUUCGCCUGGCUCCACCCCACCCCCCCUUUCAGCGAACUUUUCCUUCUAAGCUUUUCCCUCGUACCUCCCCUUGGCGCAGUCCAGCCAGCUGAUUCUGCUUUUGCUUUUGCUUUUGCUUAACAUUCAGCCUCUCGAAGUGCCUCGGUGAAUUUGAAAGCUUGCGAAGUGGCACAAUGAUGCAUUCCAGGCAUUGAGGAGGAGGCCUUGAUCUGCUGGUUGCUGUGUACUGGUUAGAACUAGUUGUGUCUUAUAAAAGGUGGCCAGGAUGAAAAUACAACAGAAAUGCUCGAAAGACAUCGCUAAGCCCAGCACUAGUCUGCAGUGGCCAAGGUUUGGCCCAUGGCUUUUCUACCUGAAUAAUCUCUUCUUGGCAAUUGGCUAUGUAGCUCUGCUGCUUUAUGCCCUCAUCUGGAAAGCUGGGGAUAUUGUGGACUCUCCCACCAAAAAAAUUGGCUUCUACAACUUCUGCUUGUGGGACCAGGAAGCAGAAAAACUGGAAUGCUUCAAGAACUUGGAGGAGGUGGGCAUCAACAACGUUGCACUGGUGUUGUCAAGGGUCUGUGUGUAUUCUACGCCAGUCUUGUGCCUCUUUGUUGCCACUGUUGUUUUGCAAGCCCUGUGCUUGAAAGACAGAGAUGGAUUCAAACUGGCCUGCAUCCUUUUGGCCAUUAGCAGCUUGGUGUUGCCCGUUGGUCUCGCUUUGUUCAUCUUCCACACUGAGCCAUGGAUAAGGGUCUCUGAAUUUGGAGAGGUUUUUGUAGCCCUAGCUGGGGCUCACAUUUUGAUGCUACUCCACUUGAUCUUUAUUGUCCUGUUCCUUGCACAUCGCAAGGAUGUUCUACCCAAAGGACAAAUCUUUCCUGUGUAAAUAUGUGAAGUUCCUGCCUGGGGGUACCAAAUGCUGUAGUGGAUUUAAAAGAUAAGUGGAUCCAGUGACCCUGAUGCCUUUCCAGCCCUCACAUGAAUGAUGAGCAUGUUGGGGGGAAGCGUUGGCACUCCCAGCACACAGAUAUUUCUCUCUUUAUCUUAUUAAGUGCCGGGGGAGGGAGGGAGAGAUUGCAUGAUUGGUGCCUUCUUCAAUCAAGCACUCAUUUAGGUGUGAUCAAUACAUGGCUCUUUAAAAGUCAGCAGUAGCUAACUGCUGCUUGGCAGUAUUGAAAUUUUGCUGGGCAUCCAAACUGUUUAGAAAAAAAAUUACCAAUAGAAGAUAAACUUAGUAGUACAGGUAUCUCUCAAGUCAUUUUUUUGACUUACAAGCCUAGUCAUUAUUUGUGGUCAUCAAUUGCCCCAUCCUCUGGCAUAUGCAAAACAGUUUUCUCAUCUGUGCUGAGGUUUAGAGAAAGUACAGCAUGAGUCACUCACUGCUUUGAAGAGACUUAUCCUCCUGCUGCUUUUCUCCAAACUCGUAAUGAGAGCAAAAACUUGAGGGGGGAGUGGUCCUCAUCAGAGCAAGAGGCACCUUCAUCCCUGCUGAGACUACCACUGUAGCAUGCUGUUCUACCACUACCAUGCUAAUGUUGCACAAGUUUUGGGUUUUGUUUUUUUUCAAAAAAGUGAUAUACAGUGUUCUUUUACAACUUUUGUAUUGAUCAAAGGCGCUGAAAGUUGGACGUGGUUGUGUAUUUUCUAGCUUUCAACCAAAGACAGGUUCAAUGAACAGGAGCCAGAAUUACUUCACUUCCCUGUGUACAGAUGGCUGCUAAUAUUCCAUUUAUUCAUGCCAUCAAUCAAACGUAACAGUGCACAGGGCUGCUGCUUUUAUGCUUGGGGUGGGGACCUUGCAGCCCUCCUGAUGCUGUUGGGACUGCCAGCUCCCACCAGUCCUAGGAGGGACUAUGGGAAUCUUACUCCAGGGUCACAGCCCCCCCCCCCAUCUCUGCCAUGUGCAAGAUUCCUGGUUUCCUUUGUAUUUAGUUUGCAAAAUAAUUCGUUUAUAUGGUUUGAACACACGUUGCAGACACCUAGCUGCUGCUGCUGCUAUUAUGAGAAUACUGAUAGUGACUGAUAAAAGUGGGGAGCAUUCUCUAAAUUAUAUAUAUGCUGAUGCGUAGCCAUAUUGCUAUGUGAUGCUGGGAGGUUUUUCUUUUCCUUCAGUUCCUAUUAAGUGUAAACAAAGCAUUUGGGAAACUUAACAUACAAUUGUAGCCAAAGAACAGUUUUUCAAGUGUGUUGUGGCCAAACCCAAGUUUUGUUACUUAUACAAGAGAUAUUGAAAUUAAAGUUUUGUUAAACACUA
Molecule: messenger RNA, 2809 nt
Organism: Zootoca vivipara (common lizard)
Lineage: Eukaryota; Metazoa; Chordata; Lepidosauria; Squamata; Lacertidae
Gene: TMEM140
Product: transmembrane protein 140
Source: RefSeq, a predicted model, not a curated record